AUGCCGCCACCGCGUGGAUGUAUUCGGUGCCGACGCGACGAGUGCGUGCUCACCGUGCGCGAGGCCUCGUACUGCGCGCCGUGCUAUGCACGCGUCUUUGACGAAAAGAUGCGCGCGAGCCUAGAUCACACCCGCGGCGCCAUCCUCCGGCAGAGUGUCGUGCGCUCCGCCGAGACGGCAUCGCCGGCGUAUGCGAUCGUGUGCGACGGCAGCGUCGCCAGUUAUGUGCUCGUGCACGCCAUGUACCGCCUGCUGUACGUACCUGACGCGCACCCCAGUCCCGCACGCGCGCCUGAGCGCGCGCGCUUGGAUGUGCUGUACAUCGACGACGGCGGCCACGCGGACGACGUGCGCGCUCACAUCGCCCGCCUCGCGCCCGAUGCCGUCUUUGUCGCGUGCCAGCUGAGCGACGUGUACCAGCGCGGACAGGGCGUCGUAUGCACGCGGCAGCCGCCGUGGACGAUGGGCGAGCUGACCGAGGCGCACGAGACCGCCGCGCACGAUCUGCUCGCGGCCAUGCGCCUCCGCCACGGCACGCCCAGUGCCGGCGCAACGCGCACCGAAGAUAUGCACCGCCUCCUGAGCCGCCGCGUGCUCCACGACACCGCAUGCGCGCGUCAGUGCGCGGCUCUCCUGUUUCCGCAGGACGCGACGCAGACGGCCGCCUACGUGCUCGAUGCGCUCGCCAAGGGCGCCGGCCACAAGCUGCCCGUCGAAGGCGCCGCAUCGCUGUGGGUGCAGGAUGUGCUUCACCUGCAUCCGCUGCGUGCCUUCCUCCCGCACGAGUGCGCAUACUACGCUCGUGUGCACGGCCUGGCCGCACCGGCUGAGGCACCGGCCGCCGCGGACAUGUCGUACGAGUCGAUCAGCGACAAGUCGAGUAUGGGGCACCUGGCGCAGUCGCUGAUCACGGCGCUGCAGCAUGGCGUGUCCAGCACGUCCAGCACGGUGAUCGGCACGGCCAGCAAGCUCGUGCUCCAGGAUACCCCGAAGCUGUGGCCCACCGUGCCCGCCGAUAUGUGCCCCGGCAUCGGUGCGAAGGGCGCGGCGCUCGUUCGCUCCGUCCAAGCGCUGCCGCGCUGGGACUGGGACGAGUGCCGCGCGUGCCCGCUGUGCCGCUGGCCCGCGCAGGAAGGCGCCGCGCAGUGGACGUCGCAGCGGUCGAUUCGGCAUGCGGCCUUCGCCGCGCACGACCUCGAUGCGCACCUGUGCUAUGCGUGCCUGCAGGUGCUCGAUAUACCCACGGGCACACGCGUCCUGCUGCCGCCCGACGUCCAUGACCUCGUGCGCCGCCCCGAGCGCCCGGCCGCCUCCGUGCGCGUCGUGGCGCCUGCCGUGCAGGACGACAGUAUGCGCGAUGCCCUCGCGCAGCCGCAUGCGCCCCGCACGUCGCAUGCACCCACCCGCGUCGCCCCGGACGCCAUGCGGGAUCAGGUAGCGUCGUAUCUGCUGUAG
This is a messenger RNA of Malassezia restricta, 1455 nucleotides long. Its product is annotated as cytoplasmic tRNA 2-thiolation protein 2. The transcript has a single exon. The record is from RefSeq and is a predicted model, not a curated record. Bases 1 to 1455 code for a protein of 484 amino acids. Lineage: Eukaryota; Fungi; Basidiomycota; Malasseziomycetes; Malasseziales; Malasseziaceae. Gene Ontology annotation, molecular function: tRNA binding; sulfurtransferase activity. Gene Ontology annotation, cellular component: cytosol. Gene Ontology annotation, biological process: tRNA wobble position uridine thiolation.